CCGUUCAGGCGAAGCUGCGGUGACUCUCUUUGCGUUGUCCGCGCGCCCGUGGUGUAAGGUGUUGGUUACGUGCGCGCUCCCGACGCCGGACGCAAGUGACGCGUGUCAACCGCCGCCUGUUGGUCUUUCGCUCUCGGUUGUUGACGGUUGUUGCGAAAAUGGCCUCGACUAACCGGAGAAGAUGACGGUGUGGAGAUUUCCAAGUCAGUUGAUCGCCGAAGCGUCGUCUUUAAACACGUAGAAUCAUCUCGAAGUUACCCGAAACAAAGAGGACUUCUCCAAAGAGGCGAGAAGAAGAAAAAAGACCCACAAACCACCGCGUUUUAUUACACCCCCCCCCCUCCCGCGGCGCUGGCUGGCUCCGGGGAGCCGCUAUGGAGGACAUCAACUCGAACAUCAACGCGGACCUGGAGGUGCGGAAGCUCCAGGACUUGGUGAAGAAGCUCGAGCAGCAGAACGAGCAGCUCCGGAGCCGGUCCACGAUGCUGUCCUCCGCCGGGACCCACCACAGACCCCUCAGCGACGGCUACGACCCGUCGUCCCUGGCCGCGGCGGGGAUGGCAGCCGGUCUGGCCGGCUUCCCCGGGGCGGGGUUCGUCGGCUACGGCGGGCAGCUGGCGAACAGCCGCUGCCGGAGCCCCCGGCUCUCCUACGACGGCGUCAGCUUCAGGAGGGCGUACGGGUACGACGACGACGGCGGCGGCGGGGGAACGGCCGCCGGCGCCUCCCUGCCGGGCGGGAACUCACUUUUCUCGGAGGGCGUCGGGGUUUUCACGGACGAGGCGGAGACGUCGAUCCUGGACGAGGUGGACAUCUUAGAUCUCGAGGACAUGGACUGUCUCAACGAGGACGAGGACAGCUGGCUAUAUGAGGCGAAGCUGGACAGUCCCAUGCAGAAAGCCCAGAGUCCCAUCGUGUGGUGCCGCCAAGCUCUCGACAACCCAAGUCCAGAGAUGGAGUCCGCCAAGCGCUCGCUCAUCCACAGACUGGACCUCACCAUGUCAGCCAACAAGCGCAGGAGUCUGUAUGGAAGCCCCUACGCCCAGCAGAGCUACGCCCAGCAGAGCUACGCCCAGCAGAGCUACGGAAGCCCCUACGGCACCAACGCAGCCAACAGCCCCUUCAGCAGCGGCUUCAACUCCCCCUCCUCCACCCCCAGCAGGGGGCCCGUCGUCAGGCAGCAGCUGAUGGGCAGCAACGCAGCUCAUCAGCGGAACACGGCGGCGGAGAGGAACCCGCCGGCGGUGAGCCCGCAGUCGUCGGUGGACAGCGAGCUGAGCACCUCUGAGAUGGACGAGGACUCGGUGGGCUCGUCCAACACCUACAAGCUCAACGACGUCACUGAUGUGCAGAUCCUGGCGCGCAUGCAGGAGGAGAGUCUGAGACAGGACUACGCGGCCACAGCGUCCCGCCGGAGCUCCGGCUCGUCCUGUCACUCCCUGCGACGCAGCACCUUCAGCGACCAGGAGCUGGACGCGCACAGCCUGGAGGACGAGGAGGAGGCGGUGCACCCGGCCUUCCACCUGCCCUCCAGUCGCUUCAGCCCCUCCCCCCGCCACUCCCCCCGCGCCUCCCCGAGGAACUCGCCGCGCUCCCGCUCCCCCGCCCGCUCCAUCGAAUACGGCCACGGCCGCGGCUCGCCUCAGCCCGUCAUCAGCCGCCUGCAGCAGCCCCGCCACUCGCUGCAGGGCCACGCCCACGAGCACCAGGCCAACGCCGUGAAGAACGAAGAAAAACUGCGUCGCAGUCUUCCCAACCUCACGCGAGCCUCGGUGGCGGCGGCGGCGGCCCAGAACUCAGAACCCGUGAAGAACAGCGCCAGCUGCGAGUCCAACCUGCAGGUGCAGAACGGAGGCUCCUCCCCUGGACACCAGAGCCAGUCCGCCACAGCAGCAGCUCAGCCCCCGGGACACUCGACCCCCUCUCGCUCCUCCCCGACACCCAAACAGCUCCUUCAGAGGCCGACCGCCCUGCGAGAUAACGGCCCGCCCUCAACCAGCUGGAGGCUGCCAGGUCACAUGCACGACUUACUGCACCCUGACGGUGCACAGAGAGGGUGGAGAUCAAGGGUUCCCAACCUGAGGGGGGGGGGGGUCACCGUCGCCCCACGGGGGGAGUUCCUUCUCCGCCGUUUAGAAUAUACUGUUAGUCUCCGUCUCAGAAUUUGAUCAAUUUCUGUGAAGAAAACUAAGAAUAACUUUAAAAGCGUUUUUUAAAGUUAGAAGUUUUAUCUGGAAGAAUGAAAAUAACAUAAAAGAUAAAGAUGGUAAA
Messenger RNA from Gasterosteus aculeatus aculeatus (three-spined stickleback), 2271 nucleotides. The record is from RefSeq and is a predicted model, not a curated record. Lineage: Eukaryota; Metazoa; Chordata; Actinopteri; Perciformes; Gasterosteidae.